AUGGUCGACGGUCGUAUUACACUUCAAGCCAAUGCUUUUGUUUAUGGUAAAAAAUUCUAUCGACAAAUUAUUGGUAGUGCUAUGGGAUCAGCAUUUACAUUAACUUUAGCCAAUAUUUUCAUAAUCACCAAGAGUAUUCCAUUUCUUGAUGUUCUUAUUAGUAAUAUUAGUGGCAUUCUUUUCUCAUCAGUUUACCAUAAACCAGCCACUGAACCAUCCCUUUUAUCGUUUUUAUCUGAUCAUCCUCGACAUGUGAUUCAAACUAUUCUAAUGAGAGCUGUACGAUAUUCAUCAACAUUUCAAGCAUUUAAUAAUGAACGGCGUACAAUUCGUUUAACUCUAUUAUUGAAUGGCUUCUUCAAGUAUACAGAUUAUGAAGAUAUUCGAUUAAUUGUUGGUCAUCGAAAUAAUCCAAAUUUAGAAUUUGAACUUGCACGUAAACGACCACAUUCAUCAUUAUUCACGAAUAUACCUUUCAAUAAAAAACAAAAACUCAAUGAUUCUGCUCCAACAACAUAG
Rotaria sordida is the source of this 519-nucleotide messenger RNA. The record is from the annotation of a GenBank genome assembly. Lineage: Eukaryota; Metazoa; Rotifera; Eurotatoria; Philodinida; Philodinidae.